Molecule: messenger RNA, 723 nt
Organism: Cadophora gregata
Lineage: Eukaryota; Fungi; Ascomycota; Leotiomycetes; Helotiales; Ploettnerulaceae
Exons: 3
Coding region: 1-723 (240 amino acids)
Source: RefSeq, a predicted model, not a curated record
AUGUCUUCGUCGUCAGUCGAUCCAAAUCCUGGCAUCACAUUCCAAGGGAAGACCGACACCACCGGAUUCUACUUUGGUAUGGCACUUCCGACGACAGUUGGGUCUGAUUUCAUUGGCCAGAUGGUGGUUCCAGUCACCACAGGCUAUGGAGGUCUUACACUUACCGGAUCGAUGACAGGCAGCUUGCUUGUUGUUGCUUGGCCCAAUGAAGGAAAAGUUAUUUCAUCUUUCCGUGAGACUAGCGGGCACACUUCUCCCGCACUAUACACGAAUGCAUCCUUGUCUCUUUUACCUAUUGCAAAUGGAACAUUCAUCAACUCCACCCAUAUGUCUUUCACUUUUCUUUGUGGGGGAUGUAUCAUGGGCAAUGCAUUGACUUUCGAGGCUUCUACCGAUACCAUUGUCGUUGGUUGGGGUUUCUCGAAAACUGCACCAACGAACCCUUCCUCUGCCGACUCAGCUACAUUCGUUUACCACGAGGCUGGUUUCGGAGCCUUCGGUCUUGCUCUUAGCGAAGCAGGCUCUGCUGAAUACGCAACCUGGGCAGCUAUGGCAUCUUCUUCUUCUGGUAACGGCAACACAACUAUUACCCCUGCAAAUGACGGAUCCAACUCGACCUGCACUGUCACCUCAAAUGUUGCAAACUCUAGUUAUGACUAUAUCGUUGCCGGUGCAGGACCGGCUGGUAUCAUCGCUGCUCAGCGUCUUGCUGAAACCGGAUAG